AUGAAACGGAACUUUUACGGCGGGACGUGGUCUGACCAUGCUGUGGCGGAGGAGCGGUUGGUCAACCAUGCUGUGGCCAAGUUUAGCGCACUGGGUAGCGGCUGUGUUUCUCUGUCGGGUCGCCUCGACGCAGUACACCAGCGACCAGUGCAGCUGGAGAGGAAGGCGCAUGGCAGGGUGCAGUGUUUCUCCCUGACAGAGGGGGCGCUGUUCAUAGAGGCAGUGGGCCAGCAGGACAUCAGCAAGAGGAUCACAGUGUUUCAGUAUGAACUGGUGGCCAGCCACGGACCUGGAGCUCAUCUGUACCCACACCUCAACACUGGCACUGCCUCCUGUACACCCUGCACAGAUGACCAGAUCCUGAUGGCGGUUUGCACCAGCGACUUUGCGGGUCGUGGCAGUAUCCGUGGCGUUGACACGCCCUCGUCAUCAGACCACUCCUCCGUUGCCGUGACGCUAAGCCGCCUGUUCCAUCAGAAGAGCGGAGUGUUCUCUUGGGACGGAGCCAGAGGAAAGGGGUGGUCCGGACGUCUGAACACGCCCCUGCGGUGCCGGCUGCAGCCGAGGGAGAAGGGGGAGUUCCUGUUCACGGGGGCAGUGCGGUUCGGAGAGGCGUGGCUUGGCUGCUCCCCGCACUACCGCCACUUUCUGAAGCUCUACCGGACCGCCCUGGAGACAGGAAGUAACCCCUGUCACAUGAACAUGGACACAGACUGAGGCACGCCCCUUCCGCCCAGGUGACAACCAAUCAGGCAACAGGAUUGGGAAACAAACUCAGCGAAUCAGGGACAUAUGGAGAGAGGGCUGGGUCGCUGGCUGGACUGACAGGGCCCUGAUCAAAUCAGAGGAGGGAGGUUGUAAAGGGGCGGAAUCUUUGAUAUGCCUGAGAGGUGACUGGACAUGGUCCCAAGCCCUGCUAACCGAUUGGCUGAAGCUCUUACAGUUGCCUAGCAGCAAGGAUAGUUGGUCUAUUGAACAGUUCUAAAGCCAUCUGUCGUCAUAGAAUGUCUUAAGACGCUGGUGUGUGUGUGUGUGUGUGUGUGUGUGUGUGUGUGUGUGUGUGUGUGUGUGUGUGUGUGUGUGUGUGUGUGUGUGUGUGUGUGUGUGUGUGUGUGUGUGUGUGUGUGCGCAUGUGUUGGAAAUAGAUGUAAAUAUGAUCAUUGUUGUAAUGAAAGUUUGUUUCGUGAAAAGCUUUAUGUUUACAGUUUAGAGGUUGUCUUCUGACCGAAGUGUAUAGUGUGUUCCUGCACAGCGUGUGUGUGUUUGUGUGUGUCUUAGCGUACUCUUGUGUGUCUUAGCGUACUCUUGUGUGUCUUAGCGUGCUCUUGUGUGUCUUAGCGUGUUUGUGUGUGCGCGCAAGGGAGUGUGUGAACGUGUAUGUACUAGCCUGUGAAUGUGUGUGUGGUUCUGCACUAGCUUGUGUGAAGGUGUGUGUGAAGGUGUGUGACUGUGUUAAAGUACAAUAGCACUCUGGCUCUCUGUUCUAGGGAAUAAACUAUCUUCCUGGAACAAGUCUUUAUUUUACUGUCUAGAUGUGUCUGUGUCUAGAUGUGUCUGUGUCUAGAUGUGUCUGUGUCUAGAUGUGUCUGUGUCUAGAUGUGUCUGUGUCUAGAUGUGUCUGUGUCACAUUGGAUUUAUCGACAGUGUUUAUAAGGUACUGUUUUGAAGUAUCCUCAUUUGUGUGUGUGCGUGUGUGGGCGUGUGUGUGUGUGGGCGCGUGCGUGUGUGUGUGUGUGUGUGUGUGUGUGUGUGUGUGUGUGUGUGUGUGUGUGUGUGUGUACUAGAGAGAGUAGAGGCAGACUUUUAUGAUCCAUUUUAUUUAUUUUCCGACAUCUUCGGCCAAAACCACUUCAACAACCACACUGGUGUGAGCAUGUCUGUUACAGAUUAAUUCAUUGUCCAAUGUUCACAAAUGUCCAAUGAAAAUGUGCAUUUGGUCUAUCCCCUCUGAAAGACACACACACACACACAGGUUGGACUGAGUGGUGGAGGAGGGGAAGGAUGGAGGCAGGGGGAAUUGGAGGGAGGGAUGGAUGUAGAGAAGGAUGGAGGUAUAGAAGGAAAGAAGGAUGGAGGUAGAGAAGGAUGGAUGUAUAGAAGGAAAGAAGGAUGGAGGUAGAGAAGGAUGGAGGUAGAGAAGGAUGGAGGUAGAGAAGGAUGGAGGUAUAGAAGGAAAGAAGGCUGGAGGUAGAGAAGGAUGGAAAGAUGGAGGUA
Messenger RNA from Oncorhynchus masou masou (cherry salmon), 2214 nucleotides. RefSeq names its product meteorin-like protein. Lineage: Eukaryota; Metazoa; Chordata; Actinopteri; Salmoniformes; Salmonidae. The transcript has 5 exons. The coding region runs from base 1 to 717 and encodes 238 amino acids. Gene Ontology annotation, molecular function: hormone activity. Gene Ontology annotation, biological process: energy homeostasis; positive regulation of brown fat cell differentiation. The record is from RefSeq and is a predicted model, not a curated record.